UACACAAGCUAUUCAAUACAUUCGUGCUUGUUCUAAUGAUAAUACAUUUAGAUUUACUCUUCCAACUUUCACACGAUGGAAUUCAUUUUUUAUCUCAUUACAACAAUUACAAAGUAAAGAACAGUAUUUGAAAGAUAUCGCAUAUGAAAUUGAGUCACGAAUUGACAAAUCUGCCCGAACACAAAUGAGUAUCAAUAUGAUUGAGGAUGAUAAUUUUCAGUUUUAUAUUAAUACACGUAUUCAACAUAGAUGGAAUCGAAUGUAUAGUCCAAUUUUACUUGUUUGUUGGUCACUUCACCCAAAAUAUGUUCUUGCAAAGGCUAUUCGUCCAGAGCUUAUUACAAUUAUAAAAAAGGAAGCAAGCUGUUUAUUUGAGCGUCUAUUUCAUAAUAAGGAAGUUAAAGAAUUUCGAAGACAAUUAAUUGACUGGAAUAAUAAAGCUUAUCCUUUUGACUUCGAGGGUAACUGGGAUGAUUAUUUAAUCAAUGAUCUAGUAUAUUUUUGGAACAAUUUUCAAAAUUAA
Molecule: messenger RNA, 523 nt
Organism: Racocetra persica
Lineage: Eukaryota; Fungi; Glomeromycota; Glomeromycetes; Diversisporales; Gigasporaceae
Source: the annotation of a GenBank genome assembly